Molecule: messenger RNA, 1520 nt
Organism: Cadophora gregata
Lineage: Eukaryota; Fungi; Ascomycota; Leotiomycetes; Helotiales; Ploettnerulaceae
Exons: 3
Coding region: 367-1260 (297 amino acids)
Molecular function (GO): protein binding
Source: RefSeq, a predicted model, not a curated record
UCCACAACUUCCUCUCUGGUGACGAAUCUCAGCCAAAAUUCACAGCCACUAAACCUCGGUCUUUUCGGAGAGGUUUCUAGAACAAAAGAAUCUGCUGGGUGACAGGGUGAUACAGCUUCCGAAUCAUCAGGUUUGCGCCCGUUGCUGGGAUCACCAGGGGCGAUUGGGGCUGAGCAAGGUGGGUUACGUCUCGCAGUGAGGGGCAAUUCGAGAGCUUAAAGACAAGGAGUCUCGGUCCUGCAACCCACUGCACUACACCAACCCAUCAUCAGCUGCUUACUUCGCAAGUUACAGAAACUCCUCCACUCAACUUCAAACAAGACAGUUUUCGAAGCUAUCUACUCAUUUGCGCAUCAGUACCUCAAGAUGAGCGACUUUGUUCCGCCAAGCGGACCUCCUCCACCAAAAGUUCCGGAGGGCUGGAAAGCGCAAUGGAAUGAGCAGUACAGCGAAUGGUUCUAUGUCAAUAUUUACACCAAGAAGUCGCAAUGGGAUAAACCCACGGAGCCCGUCUACCCACCUCCAGCUGAUGGCGCACCGCCCGGAGCUCCUCCAGGAUACAGCGGAGGUGGCCAGCCGCAACCUACAGACACGAAGCACAACCCCUACGAAUCAAGUAUGAAUCCAAACACCGAGUCCGACGCAGCACUUGCAGCUCGUUUGCAGGCAGAGGAAGAUCAAAGGGCUCGAAGCGGAAGCCGUGGCGCGCAACAAGACUACCAGAAUACACCUAUGCCAGCCCAAUCACCCGGCUAUGGCCAGCAGCCAGGCUAUGGUCAACCUCAACAGUCAUAUGGACAAGAAUUACCCGCUAGAGAUCAGAAAAAGAGCGGUGGAUUUCUUGGCAAGUUGUUGAGUAAGGCCAGUGGAGGUUCAAGUAGCCAUGGAGGCGGUGGAAUGAGUUCUUUCAUGAAACCGCAACAGCAGCAUUAUGGCGGAGGUGGCUAUCAACAAGGCUAUGGUCAACCGGGCUAUGGACAGCAAGGUUACGGACAACCCGGCUAUGGACAACAAGGUUUCAUGCAGCAAGGCUAUGGCCGACCUGGGUACGGCGGCGGUGGAUAUGGCGGCGCUCCUAAGAAGAGUGGUAUGGGAGCUGGAGGUGCUGCUGCACUUGGUGUUGGUGGUGGUUUGGUUGGUGGAAUGUUGAUUGCCGACGCGAUGAACGACAACGAUGAGCAAGAAGCAUACCAAGAUGGGUACCAAGAUGGUAACAAUGACGAUGGAGGCGACUUCGGAGGCGACGACGGUGGAGACUAAUGACUAUGGAUAUUGGGUCAUCCCGGUCUCCUAAUAUGGAUCGAGCGGAUGGGCGAAGCCUGGCUGGGUCAAUCUUUGACGACCGAGACGAGUUUAUUUUCCCCGGGUGCUUUUGAUGCGGAUCUGGAUGGAUGGCUUUUUGUUUCUGCGAUACAUGCUUGUAUUCGUUUGAGGAUUGCAAUCCGGCAUCUCGAGGUUUUAUGUAAGGGUUCGUGCCUCACUUUAAAUAGAAAUCUGAUUGUGGUGACACACGUCUGAAA